GAACGAAAAGCCAAUGGACGACUUGUGGCCGUAAUUGUUGCCUUUCUAGUGAUCUUCAUGGCUGUGUAUCAUGCCUGGAUACGGAAGACAGCUGCUCUGGCUGGGAUGCUGGUGCCCGCUGGCAUUAUGCUGUCCUACGGCGCCUGGGUGGUGGUCCUGGCCAAGCGCGAUAAGCACAGGCGCGCCAUGUUUGAGCGGCAUAUUGAGGAGGUGGCUCUGAAGAACAAAUGCGAGCUGGAGCAGAAGCAUUCCCGAACGAAGCAGGCCAAGUCAGGCAAUCACAGCGACAGCGGCAGCAGCACUCCCUCUUGCAGUCUGCAGUAUUCCAAUGAACUAACAGUGGGCGGCAAGCAUCGAAACAGGCAACGGCGUCACAGACAGCGACAGCGCGAAUGCGAAGUGAACCUGACGGAAUUGGGGCUGUCGGCCGACGUCAAGGUGCACCGAAUAGAGGCCAAAAGGCCAAGCCUUAGGCAAAAGCUCUUCGGCCAAACAAUCGCUCAUGUGAAGCUAUUGGAGGUGCAGUGCGACAAAGCGGACAUGACGAAGAUAGCGGAUUCGAAAUCGUCCACAGCCCCUAAGUUGGGUGGGAAAAAGGACAAUGAGCCAACAUCUUGACACAGUGGCAAGUGCCACAAGUGAAACGCAUAGUCUCAACACCGCAAGGGCUGACGCUGAAAUGAACUAGCAGAAAGCGUCAUUCUGGAUUUGCCAAUUUUAAGAUUUACCAACGUCGCGACGUCAACUGAAUAUUUGUACUGAUCAAAUAAAAACAUUAAGUUCGUUUGGCAAUGAGA
Drosophila arizonae is the source of this 797-nucleotide messenger RNA. RefSeq lists its product as uncharacterized. Lineage: Eukaryota; Metazoa; Arthropoda; Insecta; Diptera; Drosophilidae. The record is from RefSeq and is a predicted model, not a curated record.